Messenger RNA from Ochotona princeps (American pika), 3734 nucleotides. Its product is annotated as protein DDI1 homolog 2. Gene Ontology annotation, molecular function: aspartic-type endopeptidase activity; protein binding. Gene Ontology annotation, biological process: proteolysis. The record is from RefSeq and is a predicted model, not a curated record. Bases 219 to 3197 code for a protein of 992 amino acids. Lineage: Eukaryota; Metazoa; Chordata; Mammalia; Lagomorpha; Ochotonidae. The transcript has 9 exons.
UGGGAGGCAGGCCGGCAGGCAGACGGACUCGCAGGCGGGUGGUGGCGGCCGUGCUUGCUAGUGAGGGCGGGGAGCGAGUGAGUCAGUGAGCGUGUGUGAGGGAGAGGAGCCGCGAGCGAGCGGGCGAGCAGCCCCGCGCCGUCCUCCCGCAGCGCCCGCCAGGCCCCGCCGCCGCCGCGCCCAGGCCGGGCCGAGCCGAGCUGGGUCGGGCCCGGGCCAUGCUGCUCACCGUGUACUGUGUGCGGAGGGACCUCUCCGAGGUGACCUUUUCCCUCCAGGUCGACGCCGACUUUGAGCUGCACAACUUCCGCGCGCUGUGCGAGCUCGAGUCCGGCAUCCCCGCCGCCGAGAGCCAGAUUGUCUAUGCUGAAAGGCCUCUUACAGACAACCACAGAUCACUGGCUUCUUAUGGCUUGAAGGAUGGGGACGUUGUGAUUUUACGACAGAAGGAAAACACAGACCCUCGACCUCCGGUGCAGUUCCCAAACUUGCCCCGGAUCGACUUCAGUAGCAUAGCUGUGCCUGGCACAUCGAGCUCCAGGCAGCGCCAGCCAGCUGCAGUGAAGCCGUCCCACCCGUCUCCAGGAGAAACGUCCUCAUCGCCUCAGGGCCUGGACAACCCAGCCUUGCUCCGGGACAUGUUGCUGGCCAACCCGCAUGAGCUGUCCUUGCUGAAGGAGCGCAAUCCACCGCUGGCGGAAGCUCUGCUCAGUGGAGAUCUCGAGAGAUUUUCCAGAGUCCUGGUGGAGCAGCAGCAGGACCGAGCUCGGAGAGAGCAGGAAAGGAUUCGUCUGUUUUCUGCUGACCCUUUUGAUCUUGAGGCUCAGGCCAAGAUAGAAGAAGAUAUAAGGCAACAGAACAUUGAGGAAAACAUGACGAUAGCUAUGGAAGAGGCUCCGGAAAGUUUUGGCCAAGUAGUUAUGCUUUACAUUAACUGCAAAGUGAACGGACAUCCUGUGAAGGCCUUUGUUGACUCAGGUGCCCAGAUGACUAUUAUGAGCCAAGCUUGUGCAGAAAGAUGUAAUAUCAUGAGAUUGGUGGACCGUCGAUGGGCAGGGAUUGCCAAAGGAGUGGGCACUCAGAAGAUUAUUGGAAGGGUGCAUCUAGCUCAGGUGCAGAUAGAAGGAGAUUUCCUUGCGUGUUCCUUCUCCAUCCUUGAGGAGCAGCCCAUGGACAUGCUGCUGGGACUGGACAUGCUUAAGCGGCAUCAGUGUUCCAUCGAUCUCAAGAAAAAUGUCCUGGUGAUUGGCACCACUGGCUCACAAACCACCUUCCUUCCAGAAGGGGAGCUACCAGAGUGUGCUCGGUUGGCAUAUGGGGCUGUACGGCCAGAGGAGAUUGCAGACCAAGAAUUAGCAGAAGCCAUUCGAAAAUCAGCAGAGGAUGCAGAGAAAAAUGGUAAAGAAUCUACCUCAAUGGGAAUGUCAUCCUUACCAACUUUAGAUGGAUUUAAUCGCCCAGCCCGUUCUGCAGGCCAGAGUCCUGAGAUUGGUCAGUCCAUGAGUCUUGCUCCCUCUGUAUCUGCUCCAGACUGCCCUCUGGAACCAGGGGGCCCAGAUAGCAUUGAACCUAAAGCUGUGCCGCCUUGGGAAGCUUCAGCUGAGUUUCAGAUAAACUCUAAGAAUAAAGACCAUUUUCCUGUCCAGGAUCAUUCUGGGCAUGCUUCUUCAGCAGACCAGAGUUCAGUCAUGCCUUCUCAGAAUUCAUCCGAAGCAGCAGCUGUUGGGAGAAGUCUGGAGGUACCUGCUGAUACCCAGGGCCUCAGAAGUCAUGUCCACACACGACAGGAAGCUCAUUUGUCCCUCACAACUAUCCAGACGUUUUUAGGUUCUAAGGGUUGGCAUGUAGAGAAUCAGAAGCUGAGUCCAGUGAACAACCUCCAGCCCCACCAGGAACCGGAGAAUCAACAGCGUCAGGUCGCACAUCGGAAUGCUGUGUGUGACAGGGGGAGCCUUGAGCUUCCUGGGGAAAGGCAGCAGAAGCAAGAAGCUGCCAGUGUGGAAACCACGAUGAAAGGAGAUGAGCUGCAGCAGGUGGAUCUUCCAGAUACAGGGGAGAGUUUUCUACUUUCAGAAUGCUUUGGCCACUCAAAUUCAGAAACAAUUAUGGAAAUAGAUAUAGUUGAACAGUCCCCAGUUACUGUACUUAAUUCCACACACAGUCAGAAUGCCGAUGUCCGAAAUGUUAGUGCAUCUGAUCUUGCUUUAGAUAACCCCUUGAUGGAAGUAGAGUUAUCAAAAUGUAACCCUUCAUCUGAAAUGCUGAACAAUUCCUUUUCCAGUCAGGGUCCAGAGCCCCCAGAAGGUAAUGUUGAAAUGUCUGGAACACAUAAAGAAUGUGGGAGGUGUGCCCCCUCCUGCAGUGUCUGUGACAACAGUCGACCCCCUUUGGAGUCCACAGAAGAACCUUGUUCGUCUGAAACGACAGCCUUGAAAGAACUUCAUGAGCUUUUGGUCAUUAGUAGUAAACCAGCUUCAGAAACUAUAUUUGAAGAGGUUAUAUGUCAAUCAGAGAGAACAGCGGAAGGGCAAACGGGUAUUGACAGCCUUUCUGAAAGAUGGACACAAAACGAGCAUCUUAGAUGCCAGGAUGAAGAGAGUUCACAAGUCUUGCAUGAGACCAUAUCUGUGUCAGGGAAGACAGAAAAAUUAACAGGCACUUCACCUGGUGCUGGAAUAGAAGAUAGAGAAAAUACGAACUUCCAGGGUCUAGGUGGUGGCCUGUCAGCUGAUGAAGGUGACCCCAAAUCUAGGAAGUCAGUAGGUGAGAACGGCUCUGUUAGUUUAUCCUCAGCUGAAACAUCUACUCAGUUAGACUGCACCUCGGGUAUAGAAAUCACAGGUGAGGAGGAUACACGCGGUCAGACUUGUGAGCAAGCCAAGGCUUUGCCAUCCAGUUUCGUGUUGGUUAAAGACUUGUGUCAGGGCAUACAGAAUCCAAUAACAAACAGGCCUGAAACCAGAGAAAAUGUGUGUCCUGAAGCUGCAAGACCAGUUUUUGAUUUUGACUCACCUACCAGCCAUUCAUCAGGUCCCUCUGUUCUUCCUCCAUUUGUUUUUCCUGCUGCGGAUAUUGACCGCAUUCUCCGUGCUGGCUUUACUUUGCAGGAAGCCCUUGGGGCUUUGCAUCGAGUGGGUGGAAAUGCUGACCUUGCACUUCUUGUGUUGCUAGCAAAGAACAUUGUAGUCCCCACCUAACUGAAAAGUGGGCUAAACCAUGCUCCAUUCCCUGGAAAAAUGCUCUUUCUAUACACACAUGCACUCACACACACAUACUCUGUCUCCCCCACUUUCGCACUCACCACAUACAUAAUAUAUGUAGAAAUCUGCAAACAGAUUGUUGAGCCAGAUUUUUUUUUUAAGACUUUUUUUUUGGCCAAAGUAAUUUAUGAUCUCUUGUCUGAUGAAUUUGUCUCUUCUACUUGUUAAAAUUUGAAUCUUUUUAAAUGUAUUGGCAGUAUGUGCAUACAGAAGCUUUUUAUUCUCAUUAAGAUGAUGUGUUCUGGAAUAAAUUGGAUGGUUUUGUGUAUAGCACACCAUUUUAGAAUGAGUGAAUGCUUUGAAAGGCAGAAGCCAUAAGAAAUCUCACCAUGCAUGCAGCUGAAAACACCGCUUGUGUUUCUAUGCUGUAGGCAAGGUAUGACUUUGACUCAAUCACCUAGUUUGGUGUUUGGAAUUAUAUCCAGUGUUCUAUGUAUUAUGAUUCAUCAAUUAUUGCAAGAAGUUGAACAAUAA